AUGGGCAAGGUAGCGCCGUCGUACCGCUGCCGCGAACUGGUCAUACGCCCAGCCGCGGGCCCGGGUUUGACUCCGAUCCAUCACCAAACAGGUCUUUCCACUGGUGAGCCAUUCGAGUCGAACGCUCGACCACUGAGUUGGCUCCGUGACCGUCUCAGCACGCCCGUGGCUCUUGACAAGGCUGUGCUGUGCCGCUCCUUCAGCCUGUCUCGUGUCACGUUGAGGAUAUUCCAACUGCAUUCGAGCGUCCAAUUCUGGUCGCAGAGAUUGGUCCUCGCCAUCUUCAACAACGACAGACUUUGUUGCCCCAGUAAGGCCCAGCGCUUACAGCCCCCCAUGGACACUCCUUCCCAGUUUUUCAACGAAGCGGCAUACGACGAUCCGGGCCGCGACGGAUAUUUCGACACCGAAAGCAUACCCGGCCUCAAGACAGAACCAGGCGUCGACGAUACCACAUUCUUCCUCAACCAACCAAACGAGGUACUGCUGGCGGCACAACUGCAGGCUUCAAAGAGCUCCGCGCAAAAGGACAGCAUCGAACAUCGAAGACGACCCUGCACAACCAAAAUUGGAAACCGACACGAUGAAUCUGAGGAACCGCCGGUCCCAAAGACACACCCGGGGCUCGACAGCCACGGUGGACUCGCAGGCGUCUUCCACACAGCGGUCGACGCCUCCCGCUCUGGUACAGGCGUCGAGCAGAUCGACCGACCCUUCUGCCGAACCUCCUCCAGCGCUUCCGAAAAAGCAGCACAAGCGAAGAAGAGUUCGGCAGCUCGUGCCGUCUACGCAAGACGAUCCCAAGGCGUAGAUAUUUUCUUGCAGAGAAAAUCGAAGUGGACGCGAGCCAAAUGCCGACAGAAGAAAAGGGAGCUCAAGGAUCAGCUCAUGUCGCACGCACCCUGCAACGACCGCAACAUUGACCUCUGGCUCGAGGCUGAAGCGAGGCGGUUUGCGCAGAACUCGAGCAAGAGGUUCAACCCGGCUCACGGGGCCACUUUGCCCUCCGAGCAGCAGCUGCCUCCAGGGGCAAUGACCCUGCCUCCUGACCACUUGGCGGGGCCUCCAACUCAUCUAUCAAUGGGUUCCAUGCCCAUGGAUCCAAAUCUGGCGGCGGUGACCUCUGGCGCUGUGGGAGGCGGGCAUAUCAACUAUGAUCACAUGCCGGACAGCAUCUUCGAAGAUACCUCGUGA
Verticillium alfalfae VaMs.102 is the source of this 1194-nucleotide messenger RNA. RefSeq lists its product with no specific name. The transcript is spliced from 5 exons. NCBI's taxonomy places the organism in Eukaryota, Fungi, Ascomycota, Sordariomycetes, Glomerellales, Plectosphaerellaceae. The record is from RefSeq and is a predicted model, not a curated record. Bases 1 to 1194 code for a protein of 397 amino acids.